This is a messenger RNA of Pisolithus orientalis, 1185 nucleotides long. RefSeq names its product DNA glycosylase. The transcript is spliced from 5 exons. NCBI's taxonomy places the organism in Eukaryota, Fungi, Basidiomycota, Agaricomycetes, Boletales, Pisolithaceae. Gene Ontology annotation, molecular function: 8-oxo-7,8-dihydroguanine DNA N-glycosylase activity; damaged DNA binding. Gene Ontology annotation, cellular component: nucleus. Gene Ontology annotation, biological process: base-excision repair, AP site formation; nucleotide-excision repair; base-excision repair. The record is from RefSeq and is a predicted model, not a curated record. The coding region runs from base 1 to 1185 and encodes 394 amino acids.
AUGGCGGCAACAAUUUAUCCAGCUGGAUUUCGAUAUUUGCCUCUACCAACAGUGCAGCUCUCUCUGGCAGCGGUGCUGAAUUGCGGACAAUCUUUCAGGUGGACAUCACUGCCUUUGACUUCUGGCCACGAAUAUCGAUUAUGCUUGCGAGACCGAGUGGUCUGUCUGAGGCAGUCCCCUGACGCUCUAUUCUACCGCUCUGUCUUCCCAGAAGGGGACUUGCCCCAUGCAGAGACAGCCCUCCGAGAAGCCGAGACAUUGACGUGGAUAAAGGACUACUUCCAGCUGGACGUCAAUCUCCUUAAGCUGUACGACGACUGGAGUGAACGCGAUGCUGUCUUCCGCACCCUUCGAUCUCGCUUUUCCGGCAUUAGAAUUUUGCGACAGGAUCCAUGGGAGAAUCUCAUCUCAUUCAUUUGUUCCUCCAACAACAACAUAGCGCCGCCAUGCCCAGCCGUCGCUUCAGCUCCAACGGUGGCAACAUACCAUCCUUUCCCACCGCCAAGUGCACUCGCUGCCCCAGAGGUGGCAGCUCAACUGCGGUCACUAGGAUUUGGAUACCGUGCCGAUUUUAUACAGCGCACUGCGAAAAUGCUUGUGGACGAACAUGGCACCACGGUUGCAGCGAAGUCCAUAGAGGGGCCUGAAAGGUGGCUACUGAGUCUCAGAGAUGUGGAUACGAACAAAGCGAGAGAGGAAUUGCUCAAGUUUGUCGGGGUCGGGCGUAAAGUUGCCGACUGCAUUUUGCUCAUGAGCUUGGACAAGCGCGAAGUCAUUCCGGUAGACACCCAUGUUCACCAGAUUGCAAUGAAGCAUUAUCACUUUCCCCGCAGCAGCUCGAAGGGAAAAACGACGAUGACGCCGAAAUUAUAUGACGAGAUCAGUAAAAAACUGAGUGAUAUAUGGGGUGAGCAUGCCGGUUGGGCCCAUUCCAUCCUAUUCACAGCCGACCUGAAAGCAUUCUCAACGUAUGGGCUACUCGAGGACCAGUCUAGAUCAGCACCCGAGAUGGUGCUUGGCGCGGAUCCAGAAUCAGGGAGAUUUACGAAGGAACCCGGUCCGUCUUUGAAGAGGAAGCGAGGUAACGACACAAAUGGUCAGGCGUAUUCGUAUUUGCAGGAUGAAGGGGCCAGUCUUCUUGAGCGAGUAAAGACGCGACGCCGAGGUGUCGCUGUACUCGCAUAG